Molecule: messenger RNA, 1722 nt
Organism: Hansenula anomala
Lineage: Eukaryota; Fungi; Ascomycota; Saccharomycetes; Phaffomycetales; Wickerhamomycetaceae
Product: Zn(II)2Cys6 transcription factor domain-containing protein
Exons: 1
Coding region: 1-1722 (573 amino acids)
Biological process (GO): regulation of DNA-templated transcription
Cellular component (GO): nucleus
Molecular function (GO): zinc ion binding; DNA-binding transcription factor activity, RNA polymerase II-specific; transcription cis-regulatory region binding
Source: RefSeq, a predicted model, not a curated record
AUGACUGAACCUACACAGAUAAAACACGUUCACGUUCCAAGAGCUGCUAAGGCAUGUUUAGCAUGUCGUCGUCAAAAGACUAGAUGUUUCCCUUCAAAUGAUUCGAAUUCUUGUUUACGAUGUCAAUCAUUAUCAAGACCUUGCAGUUUUCUAAAAGAUGGUGGUGCUGAUUCUUCUUCUGGUGGUGGUGGUAAUGCUUCAACAGGAUCUAGUGGUAAUAGUAAUAGAAAAAGAUCAAUCAGUGCGAUUGAUACUUCAACCACUAUAGAUGGUGUUAAUAUUAUUGAAUUAGAUAAAAAUGUCAAAAAAAUUUUAACGUUAUUACAACCAAAGACACACCCAAUCACAUCAUUAAACAGAGGGGAAGAUGAUUCAACAACCACGAAGCAUAAAUCACCUUUCCAAACUAGUCCAUUUACAUUGAUUUCAAAUUCCGUAUCUAGUCAAUCUUCAACAAUACGACAACUUUUCAAUCCAACAAAUAUCAAGCCAACUCCGCCAAUAAGUGUGUUAACGUUGGAGAUAAUCACAAUAAAGGAAGCUAUUACAUUAGUUGACAAGUUUAAAGAAUGUUAUGGUCGUUGGAUCUCAUUGCCGAAUAAUAUAACAACAGAGGAAUUAAUAAAUUCUAUUCAAAUUUCAUCACCAAUCUUAUUAACAUCAAUUUGUGUUACAAGUCUUCGUUAUCAAAAACAAACAAAUCAUGAUAAUAAGCUCUAUUUGGAUUUAAUAAAACAGUUGAAAUUGGAACUUUUCCAAGAAAUUUCAAACCCAAUAAAUUCUUUAGAAUUCUUAAAGGCAUUAGUGAUUUUAUCAGUCUAUGGUUAUUCUUUAUCAGUAUCAGAUUUCACAAUAGAUCCUUGGUUUCUAUCAGGUAUUGCAGUACAAAAAUUUCUCACAUUAGAUGUUGAUUCUGAAUUAUUAAAUCUUGAUAAUUUACAUGAAUCUCUAGAUCUUGAACAAGAAUGUGAGAAGUUGUCAAAUUUUAGGAUUUGGAAUCAUAUUUGUCUUGUCCAUUUAGUUAAUUGUGUCUUUUCUUCAAGAAUGUGUGUAUUGGAUGAAAUCAGAUUAGAUCAAUCAAGGAAAAGUUUAGAUCUUUCACAAGCUACAAAUUUUGAUGGAAGAAUAGUUAGUGAGAUUUCAUUACAGUUGUUACUUUAUAACUAUUUACAAAGUGGCUCAACAACAAAUGAUCUUGGGAAUCAUUUCAAUACUGAUUUUGAAAGUUUUGAACAAGAAUUGAAUCUAUGGCAUGAACAAUGGAAUUAUUUAUUUAGACAACCAACUUUACAAUUUGUGGAAUUUGGGUAUCAUUAUGUCUAUCUUGUGGCAAUGUAUCAUUAUCAAUUUGGUGGGGAUAAGAAAAUUGAUGAAUUAGAUCAAGAAGAUGAAAUUAAAGAUAAAGAAGUUUUGAAAAAAUUUAUUUAUCAUUCAAUAAGGUUGAUUGAUCAUAUAAAUGGGAUUAAGGAUAUUGUUUAUUUCUUGUGCUUAUCUGAUCAAAUCCAUCUUUGUACAAUGUAUACAACAUUGUUAUUUAUAAAAUUGAUUAAAUGGAGUUACAAAUAUGCUGGAUUAGGUCAAAUUGAUAUGUUGGAUUUAAUAUCAAAGGCUAAAUUGAUUAAAGAAAAAUUCAUUCAAGUUUCUCGGGAAACUAAUGAUCUAGCUUUUACAUUUGCCACCAGUAUCCAAGAAGCCAUUGAUUCAGUAUUAGCUGAGGCAUAA